Messenger RNA from Myxozyma melibiosi, 363 nucleotides. RefSeq lists its product as uncharacterized. The record is from RefSeq and is a predicted model, not a curated record. The transcript is spliced from 5 exons. Bases 1 to 363 code for a protein of 120 amino acids. NCBI's taxonomy places the organism in Eukaryota, Fungi, Ascomycota, Lipomycetes, Lipomycetales, Lipomycetaceae.
AUGAAAACCACUCCGCGAUGCUAUGCUACGACGAUCAACACGUAUGGAUCCCGCAAAAUGCUGCUGGACGUCGAUAUCUCUGAUCCUGCCCGAAACAAUAGCGGGCUAAGUUCGUUUUUGCUCGUGCACCUCACCUCUCCAUCUCAUAUUCCUCCACGACUAUCCACAUCCCUCCGACAAGGUGAUCCUCAAGUCGAGGCACCUCCCUACAUCUGCAACUACUUUGAGUCCAGCUCUAUCCCCUACCGUGACGAUCAACUUGACCCCAUCCACAUCUACUCUGGGUCCACCAUCACUAUAUUCUAUCACGCAAUGCUGGCGGCGCUCCUCAACUAUGCCGUGUCAAUCUAUAUUAUAUUAUGA